AAAAUGAAGUAUUCACUUCUCACCACCGCACUGGCUCUGGCAGCCAGUGCCACCACCGCCGCCGCCGUCCCCGCGUCGGCGCAGAAGCGCGAGUCCACGACGGACUACAUCCCCUCCUACUUCACCGACGGCUGCACCAAGGAGAAGAUGACCAUCCGCAAGGAAUGGCGGCACCUGACCACCCAGGAGCAGAGUCACUUCCUUGACGCCCUGCAGUGCCUGAUGGACAAGCCGGCGCAGUCCGGCCUCAGCGCGACCACCAGCCGAUUCAGCGACCUGCAGGCGCUGCACCGCGGGAUGACCAACACCGCGUACGCGGACAUCAUCCACCACGUGGGCCAGUUCCUCCCCUGGCACCGAUACUACAUGCACAUCUACGAGACCCUCCUCCGCGACGAGUGCGGCUACACCGGUUCGAUUCCCUACUGGAACGAACAACUCGACGCCGACAGCGGCAACAUGUUCCAGUCCACAAUGUGGGGCGCCGACGCCUUCGGAGGCAACGGCACUGGAUCGGGCUCCUGCGUGACCGACGGCCGCUUCGCCAACAUGACCCUGCACAUCGGGCCCGGCGAUGAGGACACGGACUACUGCCUGCGACGCGCGUGGGACAACGAGGCCGCCAUCGCCAACGCCAACAGCACCGCGCUGAACGCGUGUAACGCGUACACCACCUACUCGCCGUGGUGGGACUGCGUCUCCAACAUCCCGCACAAGGGGGUCCAUACGAAUAUCGGUGGUGUGAUGGCCGACAUCAAGUCCUCCCCCGGCGACCCGGUCUUCUUCAUGCACCACGCCUACAUCGACAAGGUGUGGUGGGCGUGGCAGAAGGCGGACCCCAUCAACCGCAUGUACGAUAUCAGUGGACCGACGCUGAACCACACGGCCAAUGUCGAGCCGGCUGGCGGGUGGCAGAACGCGACGCUGCAUUACGCGCUGUCCUCGUUUGAGAUCAAGCCUAAUGUCACGAUCGGCACGGUCAUGAACACCCAGGGUGGUUAUUUGUGCUAUGGCUAUGAUUAG
Messenger RNA from Aspergillus fijiensis CBS 313.89, 1023 nucleotides. Its product is annotated as tyrosinase family protein. The coding region runs from base 4 to 1023 and encodes 339 amino acids. NCBI's taxonomy places the organism in Eukaryota, Fungi, Ascomycota, Eurotiomycetes, Eurotiales, Aspergillaceae. The record is from RefSeq and is a predicted model, not a curated record. The transcript has 3 exons. Gene Ontology annotation, molecular function: oxidoreductase activity.